Molecule: messenger RNA, 2964 nt
Organism: Fonsecaea erecta
Lineage: Eukaryota; Fungi; Ascomycota; Eurotiomycetes; Chaetothyriales; Herpotrichiellaceae
Exons: 4
Coding region: 1-2964 (987 amino acids)
Biological process (GO): triglyceride catabolic process
Cellular component (GO): cytosol
Molecular function (GO): sterol ester esterase activity; triacylglycerol lipase activity
Source: RefSeq, a predicted model, not a curated record
AUGAAUGGGAUCGAGCUCAUGGAGGACUCACUUGUCCCCGGUGCGAAGGAGACUUCACCGAAAUUGUACAUGUACUCACCUGUUCAUGGGCAACUCAGAGCUAACACCGCACAUCAGCUCGAGCCGGGUGAAGCCCCGUCUCCCUACGACUUCGACCGAACUCCGUCUCUACCUUUGCCUGCCGAAACGCCAAUGCCACCUCCCGGCGGCUCAUAUGACCACACUGGGCUAGGGGAUCAUAACCAUUGGUUGGAAGACGCAAGCAACGAUCAAGGACCCAGCUUUACCACGUUCGAAUUUACGUCCACUGGUAGAGGUGGGAGAAUGGUUCUCAGCACCCGUGCAUGGACAACCGAUGGGCGCAAUGUACGAGCAGAUGACCUGUUUGAAGUGAUUGAUGAGAUGGAACAAUUGCUUACCCGACUGGAUGAACUACAGAACCGAAGCACUCCCUUUGACCCUCUAUAUCCUUUCGGAUCCCUGCAACGACCAGGUGUUGGCGGAUUCGAUGACCCUCAACCCCAUUUGCAGCCUGCGGGUUUGCAAGAUCUCUUCUCCCUUAUUUUACAAUCGAUGCAACCAGAAACGCUUCGCGGUCCAGACACUGAUGAGAGACGACCAGGAGGCCAGCCGCCUUUGGCACUUGACCUUCUCCAUCAAAUGCUCAAUCCCGCAAGUGGUCGAGCUGGUGACAUGGUGUUCAGUCAAGAAGCAUUCGACCGGGUUAUGACACAGCUCAUGGAACAACACAAUGCGAGUACCGCACCUCCGCCUGCAUCAGAGGAGGCUAUUCUGUCUCUCUCAAAGAAGAAGGUGGACAGAGAAAUGCUAGGCGAGGAAGAUCAUGUGCUGGGCCGGCCGUCGUCUCAGUUCCGCAAAGUCCAGGUCUUUGCAGUUGUCUCAUUCUGGUCCCUUUACCUUCUGAGAGGUGACAAACAUGGCCCUCCUCUCAUUCGAUCCAUCUCCCAGCGACUCUCUAAGCGGUUCACUGUCUGGCAAUCUGUUGUCCUGACGUUCCUCUGGCUCUACAUUUGCCGAAACUUUGCGAAGAUCGUUGGCCUCGAAUCCCCCGAACCCCUUGCCAAUCUGUACAGCCGGGCUUAUUUCCGGGCAACAUGGAUUACCACAGCUCUGGACGCUGGUUUCUGGAGCGCCAUGAAGAUCAGAAAUAAGGCCAUUAGGGAUCUAUGCUCAAUCGUGUUCUCGGUAUAUUAUCUCUUUGCGGCAGAACAGGCGGAUGAAAAAGUACGCAAAGUUCGCGCCGUUCUCACGGUCGAUCAUUUGCGAGUGGCAUGGAACAAACCAACCACACCUUAUCUGAAGUUCUUCACAGCGCUGUUACGCCCUCGCUUCACCAAAUAUAAGCCACGGCGGAUUCGAAUCCCUCGCCCAAAGCAAUCUCAUUACAAGGAACCCGUCGUUGCAUGGAUGUAUUUCGAUGGCUCCCUUGCCGAGUUGGAGAGGCAGGAGAAUGUGGUUCUUGAUAUUCCAGGUGGAGGCUUCGUUGCCAUGGAUCCGAGGACAAGUGAUGACAAGUUGCUUGCCUUGGCCGGAAGAACAGGACUGCCAAUUCUCAGUCUUGACUAUCGCAAGGCGCCCGAAUAUCCUUACCCAUACGCAUUGAACGAGUGCUUCGAUGUCUACACCCAGAUCGUGGCAACUCGAGGUCGGUGCAUCGGUAUGAAACCAGUCUCCUGCCCAAGGAUCGUGAUCACGGGCGACAGCGCCGGUGGCAACCUGGCUUGUGGCACGACGUUGAUGGUCAUUCAAUCCAACCAGAGCAGCACGUCUCAGGGGAUUCUACCAUCCCCUGCUGGACUGGUUCUCUUGUACCCGGCUUUGGACUUCAAUAUUGGCAGUUGGAUGACAGAUGAUCAGAUGGCGCUGAUUCGCAACCCACGAACCGCGAAGAAAUACGAACGAUUUAUCAAGCGCAAGAGCGAGGACAUUGAUCGCCGAUAUACUCCGACCACUCCAAGGCCCCUAAGUGACGACGAGGACGACCCCAAUCACGAUUUUUUUGCACCUCGAGCAGAAAGCCCUACGCAGCCGGAGGAGCGGCUUGACCGAAAGAGCACCGAUGUCGAAGCACAAAAGCAAGCUGUCGCCCUCUCUAAGCCUCAACCGCUCAAAACAAGACUGGCUGUCUCCAGCAUCAUCUCCUACUUUGGCGACCGAAUUCUCACUCCGGAAAUGAUGCGUGCAAUGAUCAUUCUCUACGUCGGGCCAUAUCACCGACCUGACUUUACGACUGAUCAUUUGCUUUGUCCCGCUGUGGCCUCUGAAGGUCUCCUGGCGAAAUUUCCUAAAACAUACUUCCUGACCGGCGAACGUGACCCUCUGGUUGAUGACACUGUAAUUUUCGCUGGCCGCCUGCGCCAAGCCAAACUUCACCUUUUCCAGGAGCGACAAGAAGCUGGGCUCGAGAAAUCAACAGCCGAGUUUAAUGAGAAGGAUCAUGUGGAAGUAACACUCAUACCAGGAAUCUCGCACGGGUUCGUCUCCUUCGUAAGCAUUUUCCCGGAAGGUUGGAAACACAUCUUCCGCUGCGGGAGGUGGAUCCAGGAGAUUUUCGAAAGGCCACCACAUCAAUUCGAGGGUCCAGCGAUCGAAAGCAGGUUGAGACAGGGGACAUUCACGCACGACUCGGGGAGCUCGCUUGAGCUUGCAACAACGACCGAAACAAGGCAUCACAAAAGAACACCUACGGGAGAGAGUAUGGAUGACGAUGCACCAUUGGUCAUGUCCAGCCUCAGCUCCAGCAAAGAAGCAACGUCGCCGGCCGCGAGAGCGAACGGAACCACGAAAGGGGAGUACGAUCGGCGGAAACAGGAAGAGAAGCAAAAAGGCACGGACAAUCUUGGCCGGAGCAAGAGCCUCGUAAGUCUCGGCAGUGAGGAGGACCUGCUGAAACGGAGAAUGAAGGGAUUGACCGUGGCACUAUUGGGGUCUCAUGAUUCUUGA